Molecule: messenger RNA, 1197 nt
Organism: Melitaea cinxia (Glanville fritillary)
Lineage: Eukaryota; Metazoa; Arthropoda; Insecta; Lepidoptera; Nymphalidae
Product: 1-acyl-sn-glycerol-3-phosphate acyltransferase alpha-like
Exons: 5
Coding region: 151-996 (281 amino acids)
Biological process (GO): phosphatidic acid biosynthetic process
Cellular component (GO): membrane; endoplasmic reticulum
Molecular function (GO): 1-acylglycerol-3-phosphate O-acyltransferase activity
Source: RefSeq, a predicted model, not a curated record
GCAGAUUCUUGGCAGGUUCAUACUUCAUACUUCAAUAGAAGCGUCAACAUUAGUGAUGUGAUAGAUGAUAUUGUUUAUUAUUAGUUUUUUAAUAUUUUAAAAAAAAAAUUAGAGUUUGGUGUAUUAAACUAGUAUAUAAAGUGGUCUAAAAUGUGGAAUUACAUCGUUUAUAUUUUACUAUUUAUUAUAGCAGUAUACGUUAGUAAAAAAAAAAUGUAUACUAUUGCGAAAGUUGUGGAGUAUUACUUUAAAUUUGGUACUAUCGCUUUUUUUAUUGUAUUUAAUUCUUUGAUUUUAAUGCCAUUAUUUAUAUGGAACGGCAAAAAUGUGAAAAACGCACGACUUAUGGCAGAAACAUCUAAAAAUGUUACAAAACUCAUAGGUGUUACGUGGAACUUAAGGAAUCCCGAAAUUAUAUCAGAAAAUAGAGGAGCUAUUAUCAUAUUAAACCACCAAUCCUUCUUGGACUUAUUAGGUGUAUGCCAAUUUUGGUAUGCAUGGAAGAAGGUAGCAAUAGUUGCCAAAAAAGAAAUGUUUUAUUUCUGGCCAUUUGGAUUGGGUUUAUAUCUGAUGAAUGCUAUUUUUGUAGACAGAGGAAACCCUAAAGUCGCUCAUGAAUUGUUACUAACCAAAUCUAGAAAUGUUCUUCAAAAUAAGAUUAAACUACUAAUUUUCCCCGAAGGUACGAGAAAUAGUGAUUUUACUAAACUAUUGCCCUUCAAGAAGGGGGCUUUCAACAUAGCGGUAGGAACUCAAGUUCCAAUCAUUCCUAUUGUAAUUUCACGGUAUUAUUUUAUUAAUCAUCAGAGACACUUGUUUAAUAGUAGUCGAGUCAUUGCAGAAUGUUUGGAGCCAAUAUCUACUGAGGGUUUGACUAUGGAUGAUGUCCCGAAUCUUAUAAAUAGAGUACAAAAUACUAUGGAGAAAGCCUUUAAGAAACUUUCGGAUGAGGUGACAAAAGAUUUGCCGUCUGAUUAUCCCUUAGCAACAAAAUAACCAAUUACUAAAGGAAAAUUUGCAAAAAAGUUUAGGAAUUCAUGAAUAUAAUAAUAUACAUAUAAGUAAUGUAUAAGCAAUUAAAAAAAAGAGUCGGAAAUGUAUUUUUUACGUAACAUUUUAUAUUAAUUGGUGUGGAAUAUUUGCUUUUUUCUUUUUAUUGUAAAGCCUAGAUAAUUAACGAAAUUAUACUUGUCACGU